CACAUGGUAGGCAACCGUCUUUAAAGCCCAUCCAUUACAGGGCUUAGUGGCUUACCACUCAAAUCUCGAUAGACUCAAUACUAUCACCACCACAACCACCGUGACCAUGGCCCUCAUCUCUGAUUUGCUCCACACAAAUGAACUCUCACUCUCACUUCUCACUCUUCUAGUUCUUCUCAUCUUUACGCUCUCUUGGUACGCAUGGAAGAAGCAAAGGACCUCGCUGUUGCUAUUGCCUCCAGGUCCACGUGGCGUCCCCUUAUUCGGCAACCUCCUCUCUCUAGACCCAGAGCUUCACUCCUACUUCGCUGGCCUAGCCCAAAUCCACGGGCCCAUAUACAAGCUCCGUCUUGGCUACAAGCUUGGCAUCGUCGUCACCUCACCUUCCCUCACUCGCGAAGUUCUCAAAGACCAUGACGUCACUUUCGCCAACCGUGACGUUCCCGAAGCGGCUCGGGUCGCCACCUAUGGUGGCUCCGAUAUUGUAUGGACCCCAUAUGGACCCGAGUGGAGGAUGCUGAGAAAAGUUUGUGUGAUCAAGAUGCUGAGUAAUACAACGUUGGACUCUGUUUACGAGCUUCGUCGUAAACAGGUCCGAGAAACAGUUGGGUACUUUUAUAGGCGGGUCGGGUCGCCGGUGAACAUAGGGGAGCAGAUGUUCUUGACGGUGAUGAACGUGAUUACGAACAUGAUGUGGGGUGGAACAGUGGAGGGGGAAGAGAGGUCUAGCCUUGGGGCUGAUUUCAGAGAAGUGGUGUCGGAGAUGACGGAGCUUUUGGGGAAGCCCAACAUCUCGGAUUUUUAUCCGGGUUUGGCCCGGUUUGACUUGCAAGGCAUAAAGAAGCAGAUGGAUGGGUUGGCCAAACGGUUCGAUCGGAUCUUUGAUGUUAUGAUUAAUCAACGGCUGAAGAUUGACAAAGAAGGUGGGAGCAAAGACAAUAAAGAUUUUUUGCAGUUUUUGUUGAAGUUGAAGGAUGAGGGUGAUUCCAAGACACCUAUGACCAUGAUCCACCUCAAGGCCUUGCUUAUGGAUAUGGUGGUUGGUGGGACAGACACAUCCUCCAAUACAAUCGAGUUUGCCAUGGCUGAAAUUAUGAACAAACCGGAGGUGAUGAGGAAAACCCAACAAGAAUUGGAAGCUGUAGUUGGCAAAGAUAACAUUGUAGAAGAGUCUCAUAUUCACAAACUACCAUACUUACAUGCUGUGAUGAAAGAAACAUUGCGGUUGCACCCAGCUCUGCCAUUGUUAGUUCCUCAUUGUCCCAGUGAGACAUGCACUGUAGGAGGCUACACCAUUCCAAAAGGGUCUCGGAUCUUUGUGAAUGUAUGGGCGAUACAAAGGGACCCCUCUAUUUGGGAAAAUCCAUUAAAUUUUGAUCCAGAGAGGUUCUUGAAUAGUAAAUGGGACUAUAGUGGAAAUGACUUCAAUUAUUUUCCAUUUGGAUCUGGCCGAAGAAUGUGCGCUGGAACAGCAAUGGCUGAGAGGAUGGUGAUAUAUUCACUUGCAACACUUCUACAUUCUUUUGAUUGGAAUCUGCCCCAAGGAGAGAAGUUGGACAUUACAGAAAAGUUUGGGAUUGUACUAAAAAAGAAGAUCCCUCUUGUUGCAGUACCUACACCAAGAUUAUCUGAUCCAUCUAUGUAUGAGUAAGUUAGAAGUUUAUGUACUCUUGAUAUAAUGAGUGGAAUUGCAAUGUCCAUACUACUAUACGAGAGCAAUAAGUUCACGGGCACAACUUUUUCCAUAAUGGCUGGCAUGCGUUGAUGUGAUUCAUGCAUGGUAAAUGUGGUGUUCAUGAUGAAUUCAAUUGAAAGUUAUGUUACUUUAA
Messenger RNA from Quercus robur (English oak), 1829 nucleotides. RefSeq names its product flavonoid 3'-monooxygenase CYP75B137-like. Bases 107 to 1651 code for a protein of 514 amino acids. Lineage: Eukaryota; Viridiplantae; Streptophyta; Magnoliopsida; Fagales; Fagaceae. The transcript has 2 exons. The record is from RefSeq and is a predicted model, not a curated record. Gene Ontology annotation, molecular function: oxidoreductase activity, acting on paired donors, with incorporation or reduction of molecular oxygen; monooxygenase activity; iron ion binding.